Molecule: messenger RNA, 4060 nt
Organism: Penaeus indicus
Lineage: Eukaryota; Metazoa; Arthropoda; Malacostraca; Decapoda; Penaeidae
Product: protein toll-like
Exons: 6
Coding region: 343-3120 (925 amino acids)
Biological process (GO): immune response; inflammatory response; toll-like receptor signaling pathway
Cellular component (GO): plasma membrane
Molecular function (GO): protein binding; transmembrane signaling receptor activity
Source: RefSeq, a predicted model, not a curated record
UUUAGUCACCCGAGACUGUAGACGUAUGUGCGCAGAGCAGUAAUACGCAGCACUCCGUCAUACGUUGGGUUACAACACAUUACUCUGUAUUUUGGAUACAAUUUGAUGAAACUCGUUGUGUGAAUUGAAACCGUUUACUUAUUGUGAAAGGCCGUGGGAUAUUACUAUGUUCUCGGCCUUGUGGAGUGGCGAGUGCAUCAGAGUCGCUGUCAAGUGUCUGUGUCAGCCUGAACGUCAAACUCUCGACAUCCAGCACCCAAAUUGACGGGUAUGUGAAGGAGCUGCGAUGGUGCGUCCCGUGAAGCCCGAAGCGGAACCCAGCUGAUCCCGGCAAGCGUCCCUAUGAUGAGCUCAUGGAUGGUCCUGCCCGCCUUCUUGCUAUGGGGGUGGGCGGCGGGCGGGGUCACACUUUCUCUGUCUUGUGGGCGUUGUGAAGGAGGACCUGACGGGUACACGUGCCCCAACUCAGAUAGUACCCAGGCGUAUGUGCUCAGGGCACUGCCAGAUCAGGUUCUCCGCGUGGAGUGUCGCAACAAUGGCUGGGACUUUUCGCUGCUGAAGAACUGUAAUUUCACCGCAUUCAGACAGUUUGAGUUUCAGAGAUGCCCGCUGCCCGACGUGUCGUUUGGCGAGGUAUUUCGGAGGAUAGGAGUGGCAAGCGGUGAUGUGAAGUCCCUCAGCUUUACAGCAGGCUCCUGGAAUGCUGCCUCGGGUCUGCAAGAAUGGCACUUGGACUCCCUAACAAACCUGCAAACGCUGCAGCUGGUUGACAACAACUUCACUUCCUUCCCUCCUGCUCUGCUGACGAAUACUCCCAAACUCGAGUUUUUUAGAUUUAUAGGAAAUCGGGUGGGCAAUCUCCCGCACACCAUGUUUGCAAGCACACCGAAUCUCGUCAUGGCAGAGCUCGGGAGCAACGAACUCACCAGUGUACCUGAAGACCUCUUCGCCAACCUCACGAAGCUGCUCAAUGUUAGUCUCUGGAACAACCAGUUGACUGAUAUACAGGGAAGCUUAUUUUCAGACAUCACAGGUCUCAGAUUUCUAGACCUGAGAGACAACUUCCUGAGUGACAUCACAAACAGGCAAUUUCAAGGAAUGAAACUGUUAAAAAGACUCAACCUUGGAGGGAAUCAAAUCAGCAGUUUGAACAAGGAUUCGUUUAGGGAUCUCAGGAGCUUGGAAGAACUAGAGCUUCAUUCGAACUGGCUUGAAAACUUACCCACAGGCAUCUUUGAUAACCAGAGGCUGAUGCAGAAACUGAUCCUGAGCAACAACAGUUUGAGUGAAUUGCCAGAUAGAAUAUUCCAAAAAUGCGAAUCAUUAAAAAUGCUUGAUCUGAGUGUUAAUAAUUUGCAGCACAUUGAAAAGUCACAGCUUCCGACUCAUAAAUCUUCUCUAACAUAUCUCAAUUUGGGAAGCAACAAUGUAUCAUUUCCUGAAUAUAGAAAUGGCUCUGGGAACAGUUUUAUCCCAUAUGACUUCCCUCUCACUAAUCAGUUGGAGCUGCAACACAUUUUCCUAGACAACAACAGGAUCACCGAAAUACCCUCAUCAUUUAACAUUUUGUUUGUUGAUCUCAAAACCAUUGACCUUUCUGGGAAUUUGAUCCGUUUCUUGGAUUAUUUCUCCAUGCGCUUCCUCUCAGAAGGUGUCAAACUGAACUUGAAAAAUAACUUAAUAAAGACAAUCAGUCUACGUCGCUUGAAAGUUUUUUCACCUAAGGAUAUAAAGAAUGUUACAUUGUCACUUGAGGGAAAUCCACUUGUAUGUAACUGUUUACUUUACAUAUUUACAAAGAUUAUUCAGGAAAAGUCAGAAUUAACUAGUAAGAUCAUAAUUAAUGAUGCUGAUAAAGUAACAUGUACCAACUUAGAAAACAGGACAAUGUAUGUGAAGACACUCGAUUUCAAAAGGCUGUCUUGCAAACUGGAGCAAUGUUUGGAUAAUUGUACUUGCUCAUGGCGUUCACAUGAUGAGAUGUUGGUUGUAGACUGUUCUUUCAAAGAUAUGAAAGAAAUUCCCAUACCAAGCAAGGACAUGUAUGACCUCAAAAAGUAUUCCGUAACACUAAACCUGAUGAACAACAGCAUCGCAGAUCUUGACGGCCUUAACCAUCCCUUUUACACCAGAUUGGCAAACCUUACCAUUCCCUACAACAAAAUCUCCCACUUCAAUAAGUCAGACCUUCCAGACAGCUUAAAAGUCUUGGACGUGCGAGGGAAUAACCUGACUUUCUUAUCAGCCCCUACUCUUGACCACUUCAAUGUAACAGCCAUGACCCUUAGCCUUGGAGAUAAUCCCUGGACUUGCAAUUGCGACACGAUUGACUUCUUCACCUUUCUGCAAGUCCCUGAGAGAAAGGUACUGGACUUCAACAACAUAAAGUGUGCCGGUGAUGGUGAGGAGCUGUUAAGCAUCAAUGAGUAUACCAUCUGUCCGUCCUUCAGGCAACCCAUGGUUAUUGUAACAAUCGUGCUCAUCACAGUUUUUCUUCUCCUGUUUGCUGUUCUUGGUACAAUGAGUUUCUAUAAAUACAAGCAAGGCAUCAAAGUGUGGUUGUUUACACAUCGUAUGUGUCUUUGGGCCAUAACAGAGGACGAAUUAGAUGCUGACAAGAAAUAUGAUGCUUUCAUCAGCUAUUCUCACAAGGACGAAGAAUUUGUCAACACAGUCUUGGUGCCAGGACUGGAGACGGGCCACCCCAAGUACCGUAUUUGCCUUCACUACCGCGACUGGAUCCCAGGAGAAUACAUCCAGAAUCAGAUCCUGCAGAGUGUAGAGGACAGCCGUCGAACUAUUGUGGUGCUUUCAUCGAAUUUCAUUGAGAGCGUGUGGGGCCAGCUCGAGUUCAAGGCCGCUCACUCACAGGCUCUGCAGGACAGAACUAACAGGAUAAUAGUCAUUGUGUAUGGCCAGGUCCCUCCCGAGAGCGAACUGGACGAGAAGUUACGCCUGUACAUCUCUAUGAAGACUUACGUCAAGUGGGGAGAUGCAAAGUUUUGGGAAAAGCUUCGGUAUAUCAUGCCACACCCACAAGAACUUACACAGAAGAAAAAGCAACAUUGCAAAAAUGCAGAUAAGCUUGAACUUGUUAAAUCAAACUCGAAAAAUGUAUAACGCCAGUUUAAGCAAAACGUGUGUGUUUGCACGAGUAGCUGGACUAAGGUCUUCAACAGUGAUGACUCAGAGGUGUUCUAGAUAUGAAAAAGAGAUUUAUAUAUUGACAGAUGAAUAUAUAUAUAUUUAUUUAGAAAAUUAUAUGGACUAUCCCAACAAUUCCUCAGAUAGUGGGAAUGCAGAUACAAAUGUUGUAUGCAGCUAAAUUUGUUACAACAUUGACUGUACUACUGGUUGUACUUUUGCCGCUUGGCUGUGAUGUUUUAUAACCAGGUACUUAUGUAUAUAGCAGGUUUAUGAAUAUGUAUAUCAUUCACCUUUCAUUUUCAUCUACAACUGAAAUGCCAUUCAUUAAACAUUUUUCAUGAGUAUUAUGGUCUUGUAUCGUUUAAGUUAUUUUUAUGGUAAACAAUUGGAAUCUCGUACAAGAGAAUGGAAAAAAAAAUUGUUUUGUCUAAAAGGUUAAUCUCAUAUUUUGCACUUGAAUUUUUACAGCGCUUUCAUUAUUCAAUAACAUACAGUGCAGUCCAAUUUUGUGCUUUUUUCAGCUUUUUGAUACUGGGACUUGCAUAGGUAGUGCUGAGUAAAUAACUGCUUCAAACUAAUUUUCUGAUUAUGACUCUUUUUAAAAGAGUGAAAGAGCUGGUCUGCAAGAGCUGUGGUCAGUAGAUUAGAAAAGUCUGAAAUGGUUUAAGGUCUUAAGUUACUGUAUGGUAUACAGAACGAGCAACUCUUAAAAAGCUUGACCAUGCAAAUUUCUUGAUAGCAUAAGCAAGGGAGCAACAUAAUGCCCGAUAGAUAGAAGUGAAAAAUGUUAGAGAGCAAGCCCAUUCAUAAAGGCUUUCAUCAAGGCUUCCAGUAUUAUCCAAGCAAGGGACCAGUGUAUGACUUUUCUGUAAUAUGGGCAGGACCAUUAUAUCUGAAUAAAUAAUGAAAAAUU